Molecule: messenger RNA, 3687 nt
Organism: Branchiostoma belcheri (Belcher's lancelet)
Lineage: Eukaryota; Metazoa; Chordata; Leptocardii; Amphioxiformes; Branchiostomatidae
Product: IgGFc-binding protein-like
Exons: 15
Coding region: 1-3687 (1228 amino acids)
Molecular function (GO): calcium ion binding
Source: RefSeq, a predicted model, not a curated record
AUGAGCGCCGUCACCUCGGGGAAGGUGAACUGCUGGAAACCUGGAGACAGGAUGGACCCGCGUGUGUCGCUACCCGUGGGGCUGCUCGUCCUUGUCAUUAUGGUCACUGGUGUGACUGGUCAAGGAAUAUGGCUGCGACGGGAUUCGUCAUGGGUCGUGGACUCCACAGGUACACCGUGGGUCGACAACGGAGUGACAUACGAUGCCGCCAAAGCCUUGGAUGGAGACACUGGUACCUACUGGAACGUCAUAGAUACCGGGCAGAACUACAACAACUGGUACAUCGUGCUGGACAUCGCAGCGCCUCAAACUCUGACGCGCGUCGCAGUGAACAGCCACGGAGACACCACCCACGACAUCGCAGCCUUCAAGUUGCAAAGUUCUCAGGUUGGGAGUCCGUACAGCUGGGAGGACGUCGUGUCCGUCGAUAACGUGCAGGGAGGGACGGACCAGAGGCAAGAGUUCGGUGGGUUCCAGGGAACAGCGCGGUACUGGAGGUUCGUGGUCACCCGGACCCACGGGGGCUGGCAACCUUAUCUCACUGAACUCAACCUCUACAGCAUCUCGUCGCCAGGAACAACUGUUUCUCCGUACACCACUGGCCAGACGGCACAAUGGACAAGUCCUCCAGGAACAACUUUUUUUCAAGACACUACCUACGAGUAUCAGAUAACACAAUGGACAACUCUUCCAACAACCGUUUCUCAGCACACCACUAAGCAGACGACAAGCCUAGCAGAAGUGACAGACCCGCCUGACGUGAAUGAGUGUCUCAGCAGUCCGUGCCAAAAUGGCGGGACUUGUCUGAACGGGAGGGGCGAGUACGCCUGUCUGUGCGCUCCUGGGUGGAAAGGCACCAACUGCGAGGAAGUGUUGACGUCUCCGGACAACAGGGGAACAGAGUUUGUGGUCGGCUUCCUGCAGAACCACGGAACCAGUCAACUCGAGCUGUUCAUCACCAGCGCGAGCUCAGAGCCCGCCACCGUCACCAUCACUGCCCCAGGUGCCAGCUACACGGAGCAGCUGGUGGUGACUGACGCAGCUGUGCAGGUGGUCACCCUGCCUCGCUCCGUCAUGCUCACCGGACACGAGCGGGCCCAGAAGGGCGUCCUCGUCACCGCAGACCGCGAAAUUAUCCUGUACGGCGUGAACAAGGAGAAGCAUACCACAGACGGCUUCCUGGGUCUUCCUGUCGACGUUCUCGGCAAAGAGUAUUUCGUGGCUUCCUACACUCCUUUAAAUUUGUAUCCAUCCGAAUUCGCCAUAUUCGGUGUUGAAGACGGCACCUCGGUCAGCGUCACUCUGAAGGGUACUGUGAGCUAUAACGGCAGGGACUACCAUGCCGGGAGCGUCAUCACGCUCACGUUAGAUCGUCUGGAGGCUAUACAGUUUCAGGGCAGGCACCCGUCCGACCUUACAGGUACCCACAUCGAAUCGGACAAGCCGGUGUCCGUUAUGUCCGGCGUGCGGUGUGCCAAUGUGCCGACGGGUAUCACCGCGUGUGAUCACCUUGUCGAACAGGUCCCGCCAGUCAACAGCUGGGGACAGCGCUUCGUGACGGUCCCGCUAGCCUUGCGUCGAGGAGGCGACAUCUUCCGCCUGGUGGCUGCCAGAGACGGUACCGAUGUCACCGUCACUGGUGUAACGCCUCGUACGCUGAACGCAUGCGACGUCUGGGAGCUGGACCUUUCGUCUAGCACCUACACGACCAUCACUUCCUCGCAGCCCAUCAUGGUACUGCAGUACAGCAAGGGGCAGAGUUCAGACGGCAUCAACACUGAUCCCUUCAUGAUGUACCUGGCUCCGGUUGAACAGUUCGCCGCCGACUACACCUUCGCCACGGUCGACUCGCUGUCCGCGACCUAUACCAGCUACGUCAACAUCGUCAUCAAGACGUCGCAAACGUCCGGGCUGACGUAUGACGGCAACCCGUUUCCUUCCUCUACGACCUGGACACCCAUCCCAGACACCGACCUGUCCGCCACGCAGCUUCACAUCAGCACCAAGGGGACACACAAGAUCAAGCACCAAUCCGCCAUCGUCACCUUCUCCCUGGUGUACUACGGCUUCUCCUCCUACGACUCCGUGGGUUUCCCCGGGGGUCUGCGAUUGGCCAGCAUCUCUGGCGGGUGUGACGUCACAGAACCAAUGGUUGGCGACGGCGUGGACAACGACUGUGACCAACUGGUGGACGAGGAACUACUGAACGGAAUAGAUGAUGACGGUGACGGUCUCAUUGACGAAGAUUUGGCUGACGUCAACCAUGACGUGGAUGAGUGUGAACUCGGAUUGGACGACUGUGACCCUGACGCAGUCUGUGUCAACACACACGGCUCGUACAAGUGCGAGUGUAAACCUGGAUUCACCGGAGACGGCACGACCUGCUGGGCCAGGAGCACGUGUGUUGCCUUUGGAGACCCCCAUUACAUCACCUUCGACGGGCACAUGCACCACUUCCAGGGCGCGUGCACGUACACACUGACACGGAACUGUGGGAACAACACGCUGCCCUACUUCAACGUCAAGACCAGGAACGAAAACCGCGGCGGCAACCUGCGCGUCAGCUACGUCACAGACGUCACGGUGGAGGUCUACAACCACACAAUAGUGGUGGAGAAGAACAAGAUUGUGUAUAUUGACCAGCUGAUCACAACUCUGCCUGCCGAACCACGGGCUGGUCUAACAGUCAAGUUCGUCGGUCGGUACGUUACCAUAGAGACAGGCUUUGGGCUGAAAGUGUCGUUUGACGGGAGUCAUCGCGCUGAGAUCGUCCUGCCAGACCUGUACAACGGCGCCCUCUGCGGACUGUGUGGGAACUACAACGGCGACGUCAGUGACGAAUUCCUGACACCUAACGGCACGCAGGCUGCUGACGUCAUGCAGUUCGGCAACAGUUGGCGGGUUAAGAGGGAUGGCGAAAAGUGUAACGACAACCCAGAACCCCCCGCGCAGUGCAGUGACGCCCUCCAGCAGACUGUGUCGGAACUGUGCGGAAUUCUGAACAACCCGAGCAGCGUGUUCGCUUCCUGCUACUCAACCCUGAAUUCAGAGGGUACUGUUGAGACGUGCGUGUAUGACAUGUGUGCCCUGAACGGAGACACCACGUCCCUGUGUAACAGCCUGCAGGCCUACGCCGACUCCUGUGCUGAGGCUGGCAUCAACAUUGGGACAUGGAGGAAUGCCACGUUCUGUCCACUCUCCUGCCCCAGCAACAGUCACUACACCUCCUGUGCCAGCGCCUGUCCUGCCACUUGUACAGACGUGUCUGCACCUCAGUACUGUAACCGCACCUGCGUGGAGGCGUGCGAGUGUGAUGACGGCUACGUCCUCAGUGGAGGGGACUGUGUGACCAGGCAACAGUGUGGUUGUACUCGUGAUGGACGUUACUAUGCAGUUGGAGAAACAUGGGGAGAAGGAUGUAACCGCCGCUGCCAGUGCGUCAGUAAGAACAACAUCCAAUGCACGGAGGUACUGUGUGAUGAAAACGCUUUCUGUGGGAUCCAGAAUGGAAUCCAAGGGUGUCACUGCAACAGUGGUUACCAGGGCAAUGGGUCUUACUGUGAAUUUGUGGAUGCCUGUGAGAGCAGCCCCUGUCACAACGGUGCCUGUGCUAAUGAUAACAAUGGUGGAUACCUGUGUACAUGUGCAGCAGGCUGGACCGGCAAAGACUGUGAUGAAGAAAAUUGA